AUGGCCGUGACUGUAGCAGCAGCAAGUACGCCUCUCCCUCCUGAAGCAUCAGCUCGGUUGAUGGCCAUAUGUCUUUUCUUUGGCUUGGCAUCUCUGGCAUGGGGGUAUAAUAUCGGUAUCAUGGCAACUAUUUAUGUGCAUCCGGGGUUCAUCGAAGCACUACAUAAACCAAGCAAGGCCACCACGGGCUUCAUAACUUCAAUCUACUAUGUUGGCACUUGGAUUAGCUACAUAUAUCUCGGUCAUGUUCUUGCAGAUCGGUAUGGCCGUCGAGUCGCAGCCGCAAACGGUGUCCUCAUAACGGCUGUCGGUGCUGCCCUUCAAGCGAGCGCUGAUGGAGCGAAAGCAAUGAUAUUAGGUCGUAUCACAUGUGGUGUUGGGCUAGCUAUUGUGUCUAGCUCCGUUCCAUUAUAUCAGAGGUUGUUUCUAAAGACGAAUGUCGCACCAGCAAAACAUCGUGGACGCUAUGUAGUCAUAAACCACAUCGGACUCGUUGCUGGCUUAGCUGUGGCUUUCUGGACUGGCUUCGGGAUCAGUCACUGGGAGUCUGAACGCGGGACAUACUACGGAUGGCGAAUUAGCAUGGCUCUGCAGUUCAUUCCGGAAGUGAUGUUCCUUGCUGGAGUUUUCUUCUGUCCCGAAACUCCUCGCUGGCUGGUCGAACAUGGCCGAAGCGCUGCAGCUAGAAGGAGCCUUGCAUAUCUCAGAGCUUUAGAGCCUUCGAGCGAGCAGGUCAAUCGCGAACUGAGAGAAAUCGAGCAAGAUGUGGAGCGCCGUAAGGUCGCCGCAAAACAGUCUUGGACAAUGUUGUUCACACACAGGCCUCUUUUCAACAGACUGUGGCGAGCUGCAUUGCUGUCUUUCAUGGGUCAAAUGGCUGGCAACACAUCCAUGAAGUACUAUUUACCAACGAUUCUUAUGAAUCUUGGUCUCGAACGCAAGAUGACGUUGAUGACUGCGGGGAUUGAAACCACACUCAAAAUAUUCUGCACCAUGUUCGACUCAUGGCUUGUAGAUCGUUACGGCAGAACGCGUACUCUAGUGGCAUCAUGCUUCAUUAUGAGCUUCUCUUUGCUGCUCAACGGCGCACUUCCCAUCGCCUACCCAAAGAACAGUAACCCAGUCGCAGAUUACGUCUGCAUCGUUUUCAUCUUCAUCUACACCUUCGGCUUCUCGAUUGGUUUCGGUCCCGCGGCAUGGCUUUACGGUUCGGAAAUCUUCCCUACAGAUUUUCGGGCACGAGGUCUGAACAUCGCGGCAUCGGCCAGUUCAAUUGGAGCGAUAAUAUCUUCUCAGACAUGGCCAGUUGGCAUGCAAAAGAUUGGCUCCAAAACGCACUUCAUAUUCAUGAGCACUAAUCUCGUAUCUGCUUUUAUAGUGUGGCUAUACUAUCCUGAGACGAGCGGACGCAGCCUUGAAGAUAUGGAUGCACUUUUCAACCCUACUUUCAAGCCAAUAAUGCACUCGGAGGGUGAAUCUGAACGAUAUCGCGAUGAUGUUGGCGAGGACAUCGACAACACGGUCCCCGGCCCUCGAAGUUCACGCGCCUGACAAUUAAUGCCGCUUCUCUCUGGCUCGACUGACCAAGUCGGAGAUGAAGCGGCAGUGUGACAAGUGAUAGGUGAUACAUGAUAGUCGCACAUAUUGGAGGAUCUUAUGGACUUCUAUUGUUGUCUUGGUCUUGUAGUAUCUCGUCUGAUCCGUGAUAGUUACUGGAACAAUAAUAAUCGGUUCUACAGAUACCUAUGGCACUGAAGUGAACCCCGCAGUCCCAGACCUUUUGCCAAACUUAUUGCGGGUGACCAUUCAACAUGGGCAGAAGCAUUAGCGAGCCUCGGA
Molecule: messenger RNA, 1839 nt
Organism: Aaosphaeria arxii CBS 175.79
Lineage: Eukaryota; Fungi; Ascomycota; Dothideomycetes; Pleosporales
Product: general substrate transporter
Exons: 8
Coding region: 1-1551 (516 amino acids)
Biological process (GO): transmembrane transport; carbohydrate transport
Cellular component (GO): membrane
Molecular function (GO): carbohydrate:proton symporter activity
Source: RefSeq, a predicted model, not a curated record